UAACAUCGCAGGGACGUUGAUCAGACGUCAUUUUUUUUAUCAUCACCGGAAUCUCAGUUUGUGAAUCCCCUAUAAAACGAUGAAGAAAACAACAAACUGGUCUUUGGCAAGAGCCAUGACGAGCGUUUUUUUUUUCUUUUCCGUGCCUCCAAAUUUCAAAUCUUCAACUGGUUUCCAGUCGUAGCAAGAAUGGCAUCGGGUGCGAACAGUUUGCCGAACGGCGUUUCGUUUGUGAUUGUUUUGGGUUUUCUCAUUUCACUAAAUUUGACGCCCAUCGAUACCAGUAGUGCUGCAAAUGCAGCUUGUGGAAAGAGAAAGAUAAACCUGCAACAGUUGGUCACCCACGGAUACACAACCAAUCCUGGAGAGUUCCCCUGGCACGCAGCAUUAUAUAUGAAAUCGGGUUUUCAAAAGUCCUACAUAUGUGGUGGAACGCUGGUAAAUGAGCUUAGCAUCGUCACAGCGACUCACUGUGUUGUGGAUUCUAGCUCGGGGCAUGUGGUCUCCCCGGAAAGCUUAUACGUUCAGCUGGGAGAGUUCAAAUUGAAUUUGUACGCAGACACGGUCCAAGAACACGCCGUCCUGCAGGUCAUCACCCAUGCCGAGUUCCAACCAACGACGAGCAAGUAUGACGUAGCGGUGCUAAAAUUGGCGACUCAGGCGAAGUACACCGCCUAUGUGCAGCCAAUUUGCGUGUUUCCUCAGCCAGUGGUAAAUUUUAAUGACGGAACAGAAAAAGGUACCGUGGUUGGAUGGGGUUACACGGAAUACGAUGCGGUAGCGGAUGCUCUUCAGGCUACCUCGGUGCCUUUGAUUAGUUACACCAAGUGUUUGGAAAGUAAUCCGGACUUGUUUGAUCGGACUAUUUACGAUGGCAUGUUCUGCGCUGGAUACACCAAUGGAACGAACGUAUGCAAUGGAGACAGCGGUGGAGGACUGUACCUAAACCGUAAUGGCAUUUGGUAUCUGGUAGGAAUUGUUUCUUUCACGGCUGCUCGCGAAGAACAAACGAAUUUAUGCAGCACCCAUGACUAUACGGGAUUCACCAAAGUUGCGGCCUUUGAGGAGUUCAUUGUAAACUCCUGCGGACUGGUUGUGCCACCUCGAGUAGGUGGAAGUGAUCAGUCCGGUGGAGUCGACCACCCGGGUGGAAUAGAUCAGGCAGGCGGAAAAAGGCAGAAGUACAUUUACGCGUCGGAUUUCGAGCCCCACGAAAAGAUGAACUGGUUCCAGGCAGGUGACUACUGCCGAUCGAUCGGAAAACACCUGGCAGAAAUUAAGUCAGCCCAGGACAAUGCGAAAGUGCAGGACAUCGUUAGGCUGGGCGGAAUGGAAAUAGACGAAUAUGGAGCAACGAAGAAUAAACAAUACUGGAUCGGCGCCAAUGAUCUAGCAAAGAAUCGCGUGUUCAAGUGGCAAUUCAGUGGAAAACGAGUAACGUUCACCCAUUGGAGAAACAACGAACCCAAUAAUAUGCACAAUAAUGAACAUUGUGUGGCUGUUUUAGGUAACAAACAAGCAUUUUGGCUGGAUGCUAAUUGCAGAGGGAAACGGCAGGUACUUUGUGAAUAUUGGAAAUAAAGCACUUCUUGAUACGAUAUAAGA
Messenger RNA from Aedes albopictus (Asian tiger mosquito), 1605 nucleotides. RefSeq names its product chymotrypsin-like protease CTRL-1. Gene Ontology annotation, molecular function: serine-type endopeptidase activity. NCBI's taxonomy places the organism in Eukaryota, Metazoa, Arthropoda, Insecta, Diptera, Culicidae. Gene Ontology annotation, biological process: proteolysis. The transcript has 3 exons. The coding region runs from base 190 to 1581 and encodes 463 amino acids. The record is from RefSeq and is a predicted model, not a curated record.